AUGGAAGCCGUGCGUCUGUUGGCGGUAGCGGCGGAACUGCAGAAGACCAUCCACGUGUACUCGUACUUGGCCGACGUGCCGUUCAUUGUCCGACCACCACCUGGAUACCCUCCAUCAUCAGAAGUGACAAAGAUCAUCCACCGCACAGACGGGCACUUUGCCAAAGCCAAAUCAGCCUGGCGGCGUGAAAAGAUCCUGGCCACACUCAAGAACUUUUUCCUUCGAGCUGGGAAGGGCAAAGUCAUCAUCAAAGGUGUUCUUGGAGCCCUUGGAUUGACCCUUUUCAUUGUCCUGACAGCAUUGCUGCUCACAUAUGGCAGUCCCGGCACCUGUUCAGACAUCAGACUCGAAAAUACCAACGACACGAUGGAGUACAGUGAGGCAUACAAGAACUACGCGCACUGCCUUGCCACACGAAGCCGAUCGCUGUCCGCCUUGAGCACAAACUUUGGAAUUCUGGGAGUGGUUAUGGCCAUCAUGUUAUCCCUCAUCCAACAUCGAAGGGGCCACAGUCUCAUCAGAUCGGGAUGGCUGCUGGCGUGCUGGGUUAUCCUGUGUUGUGUUGUCAUUACAUUCACGGUCGCAUGGAGCGUCGUGCUGAGAGUUGCGUUCCCGGAGUGCCCAGACGUACAUCUAUACCCCAGCAAGAUGGACGCUGACUACAUCGAGGAUCUGGUGACUUGUCGAGAGGCUCGCACGGAGUUCUUUGCGACAUUGGCCGAUGGCAUCACAGCAACAAUCGCAAUCUUUGCGGUGAGCGUGGCCUUGGACAAUGGUGGUGCCGAGGACUGA
Messenger RNA from Salpingoeca rosetta, 792 nucleotides. RefSeq lists its product as uncharacterized. Bases 1 to 792 code for a protein of 263 amino acids. NCBI's taxonomy places the organism in Eukaryota, Choanoflagellata, Craspedida, Salpingoecidae. The record is from RefSeq and is a predicted model, not a curated record. The transcript is spliced from 2 exons.